AUGGACGGAAGUGCCCCCCGCUCCUCAUCGCGUCCACGGCCGCCGUCCAGGCCUACGACCCCGCUUCGUCCCGGUUCACGUUCAUCGAUCAGAGAAGCACAUGGCUACGGUGCCAACAUCAGCAGUGCUGGCUACUCCCAGCCGGCCAUCAAUGCCCUGGAACCGCAAUUCGCAGAGCUGGCGGACUCGAUGGCGGAUCUCGAGGCCAAUUUCAUGCACCUGCAGCUGAUGCACGAGAGUCUGACGCGAUUCAGCGAGAGCUUCGCCAGUUUUCUCUACGGUCUGAACAUGAACGCGUUCUGCGUGGAUUUUCCCGAGGCGCCAAUAUCGGAAUCAUUUCGUAGAGCUAAGCAGGGUGAGGCCCAGAGAGAGACUGAAAUUGCUCCCCCGCAACCGGCGCACGAGGAGGAGACGACUGUUCUGUCCACAGAUACCUACGUUGAGAAAACCCCUAGUACAACCUCUUCGAAACGCGUUCCUGGCCGAGGAGCUUCUCGAGGUCCCUCCACUCGGGGCUCAGUUGGCAGUAGGUACACCAGAGGCACUGGUCGAGCCCGCCCAAGCGCGCUGCCCCGUGGGCGCGGGAUCCGGUGA
Molecule: messenger RNA, 594 nt
Organism: Monascus purpureus
Lineage: Eukaryota; Fungi; Ascomycota; Eurotiomycetes; Eurotiales; Aspergillaceae
Source: the annotation of a GenBank genome assembly